AUGGACUUUCAAGCACUGGCCGCCGCUUGCCACCACGACGCCAUUUACCGCCAGUCAAUCGCGACUUCAAGCUUAUGGGUACAAUCUGCUGCGACCAUCAAUGUGUACAUGAAGCAGCUACAGACUGAACUUCAAACGACUGGACGGGACCAAGGCACUGACCUGGACCGACACGAUGUGGCCAUUACUGAAGACGAGGAUGAUGGUGAUGGUGAUGAUGAUGAUGAUGAUGGACUCGGGUAUACGUUCCACGUCCAGGUCAACGAUCCAACAGCAGCAACAACAGAUUUGCUACUGGAAAAGUCUAUCAAGCCAAUGAAGAUCGAAGUGCUUGAUGUGGACCGCGUCGCGGAUCAACUUGACUCAAUGACGGCUGUUUUCCGCUUCUUGCGGAAUGCUUGUGCAGCUUGUGUGGAUAAUCAAAGUGCUUGUCAAGCUGCAGGGUUGAUGCCAUUGACGCGGGAUGUUGUGCUGCAGUGCUGUUGCUGGGUGGAUGUAGAAGACGAGAAGCUCAAGGAUCGCGUUGUCCUUCUUUUGCAACUUGCGCUUCAGUUUUGCGUCAAUAGCGUCACUGGUAACGUGAAGAACCAGGUGGAAGCAUGGAAGUUGUUCUUUCCCUAUGUUUUCCAGAAACUGCUCGUGGAAUGUCAUCAGCAUCGCAAAGUUGUUGCGUUUGCCGUAGCGCUGAUCUUGAAUUGUGUCAACUCUGACUACAUCAUUGCACCCGAAGCCGAGAAAGUUGCUGCCCGCCGUAUCGAUCUGGUGUGCGCUCGGGACGUGGUGAUCACGAUUCUACAUCGCUGUAUAGCCAAGUUUGCAGAGUCGGAUACGCCACUGCCCAGUGGCAGACCUCGUAUCGAUGACCAGGAUCCAGCUUUCGAGUGGAUCUGUAUGCUGUUUGGCGUGCUUUUUCGCGACGGACGUGCUAAGGACUUGUAUAACGCCGUGGGAGCGCACAUGCUAAGCACACUUUGGUCUCGUGUGACUCCGGAACAGUUGAUUUUGCUGCAAAUGUUCACAAUGUGGGCCCUUCAGAAGUCCAAGCCAAUUUCUGCUGAAACGACGCAAGAGGAGCGUACCGUAUCGCAUGUGCACGGACUUUUUGCAGAUACGUUCGAGUUCGUCACAAGCACGUGGGUGCAUAUAGUCAAUGAUGAAAAUGACGACCGGCCGGCUGAAGCUGACGAGACAAGAAAGAAAGUGUGGAUUGAGCUUGAAAACCAAGCAAAGUUGCUGCUGCUUGACGUGCUUGGGGAGUUGACAAUUGACCAGACGACGCUGAAGACUGAAAGCUCUCGGAAACUUUUGAUAUCUCUACUGCAAGAGUUACAGCGUGUCUGGGAACUCGGGCGGCAAAAUCCAACAACGAAGAGUUACCAGGCUGCUGGAUCCACGCCGCAAGCACGAACAAAGGGAGAGCCGCUUGGGUACAGGUCCAGCUUGAUCCGACUCAUUGGUAACCUCUGCUUUCGUCACACAGAGCACCAAGAUCUCGUGCGCGAGAACGGCAACUUGCCCCUUUUUCUCAGCCAUUGCAACAUUGACGAAGCGAACCCGAUGAUCCGGGAGUGGUCUUUGGUAGCUUUGCGCAACCUGUGUGAGGGAAAUGAGGCCAAUCAAGCGUACAUCAAUGCACUACGCCCGCAACAAAUGCAUCCGAAGUAA
This is a messenger RNA of Peronospora matthiolae, 1665 nucleotides long. NCBI's taxonomy places the organism in Eukaryota, Oomycota, Peronosporomycetes, Peronosporales, Peronosporaceae. The record is from the annotation of a GenBank genome assembly.